ACGUCAAAUUGGUUCGAAACAAUAGUUGACGUUUCUAUGAGCUGAAUACAAUCAUUUCAAAUCAAAUCAAUUGCAUUUAAUUGGCUAUAUUGGAAAUGUUAACCACUGUUUACACCAAUAAAUCGGAGCAAAUGAGUAAAAAAAAGGGCAUUUGAAGCGAUUGUGUAAAAUGGCAAACGUCCAAAAAUUCAAGUAUGAUUCGCAUUUGACAGUUCUACCACUUGCCGUCUCACUCUCAUUCUCUCACUUUGAUGUAACCAGACCACAAACAGCAAACGAAUAAGAAGAAGAAUACGACGACGACGACGACGUCAACCAAAAGUCACACAACAUUCAACCAAAGACUCAACAAACUCUGUACGAUGUUUGUUUGUAUGUAUGCUAGAAAACGCUAAAUAGAAUAGCACACGGUGUGAACGGCGCGUUCCAAUGUGAGUGUGUGUCAUUUCGUUUUAGUGAGUUUUGUGAUGUCUCGAUUUGUCUGUGUAUGUGUGUAUAGUUUAAUGGCUGCCAUUGUACGAUUCCUUUGAACACAGUAACUUUUUUUUUAUAUUCGACCAGUUUUGAAUUGCGUCUGGUGUUUGCUGCUGUACGACAAGGCGUGCAAAUUAACAACAAAAUCUGUUUUCAAUUCCACAUCUUUCAUUCGUUUCAUCCCAAAUCACGUUGGAAAAUUUAGAUCAAAUUACAACACAACAUGGCGGCGAAUUCGAAUUCCCGAUCCGUGGACCUGGAUAAAAUAUGGACGACUCUGAAGGAAGGCAUCACGCAGAUUUACAAGCGAGAGCCCAGUCUGACCAUGGCGCAGUACAUGGAUUUAUAUACAUUGGUGUACAACUACUGCACCACGGUACAGAAGAACAGUAAAAAGUCCGUCAGCCUAAAUUCUGGUACAGCCAAAGGUGGCGGCGCUGAACUCAUUGGUCAAGAACUCUACAAACGCUUAAAGAACUUCUUAGAAAAUUAUUUAAUUGAUUUGUUAAAGAGCGGAUCAAAUUUGAUCGACGAAGAGGUGUUGACAUUUUACACCACAAAAUGGGUUGAAUACCGAUUCUCGAGCCGUGUACUGAACGGUGUGUUCGGCUACAUUAAUCGUCAAUGGGUUCGUCGUGAAUGCGAAGAGGGUCACAAAGAUGUCUACGAAGUGUAUCAAUUGGCAUUGGUCACAUGGCGCGAACAUUUGUUCAAGCAUCUCAACAAGCAAGUUACAAAUGCCGUACUUAAACUGAUUGAACGUGAACGCAAUGGCGAAACGAUCGAUUCACGGCUUAUUUCGGGUGUUAUUUCUUGCUAUGUGGAAUUGGGUGUUGAUGAAGAGGCACCAAAUGCACGUGGUCAAAAUUUGUCCGUGUACAAGGAAAGCUUCGAAGAUGUUUUCCUACAAGACACCGAACGCUUCUACUCUGCCGAAAGUGCCGAGUUCCUACGACAGAAUCCAGUUACAGAAUACCUGAAACGCGUUGAGCAACGUCUCAACGAAGAAUCAAAACGUGUCCAAGUCUAUUUACACGAAAACACACUCGCCAGCCUGGCAAAGACCUGCGAACGUGUCCUGAUCGAAAAACAUUUAGACAUAUUCCGUACCGAGUUCCAAAAUCUACUGGACUCGAAUAAGAAUGUCGACCUGGGUCGUAUGUACUCACUCGUGUCGCGCAUCAGCGAAGGACUCAAAGAACUGAAAACGGUUUUAGAAGAACACAUCCAUAAACAAGGUGUUGAAGUGAUUGCCCAAUGCGGUGAUGCUGCAAUAAAUGAUCCAAAAGUAUACGUCCAGACCAUCCUCGAAGUGCAUAAGAAAUACAAUGCUCUCGUUUUGGUCUCGUUUAAAAAUGAUUCGGGCUUUGUGGCAGCUCUCGACAAGGCAUGUGGUAAAUUCAUUAACACAAAUGCAGUCACAACGACCAGCAAAAAUACAAGCAAAAGCCCCGAAUUGUUGGCCAAGUACUGUGAUUUAUUGCUGAAAAAAUCCAGUAAAAAUCCCGAAGAAGCCGAACUCGAAGAUACUCUCAACCAGGUGAUGGUCGUAUUCAAAUACAUUGAAGACAAGGAUGUGUUCCAGAAAUUCUACAGCAAAAUGUUGGCCAAACGUUUGGUCAACCACACAUCGGCCUCGGACGAUGCGGAAGCAUCAAUGAUUUCCAAACUGAAACAAGCCUGCGGCUAUGAAUACACAAUAAAAUUACAACGAAUGUUCCAGGACAUUGGCAUUUCCAAGGAUCUUAAUGAUAAAUUCCGUCAGCGAAUAAAAACAUCCGAAGCGCCAAAUGAAAUUGAUUUCAGCAUUCAAGUUCUGUCAAGUGGUUCGUGGCCAUUUAGUCAAAGCUUUAACUUUUCAUUGCCAUCCGAGCUAGAACGGUCUGUACAGCGUUUCAAUCACUUCUAUGCCGAUGUGCAUUCCGGUCGAAAACUCAUCUGGCUGUAUAACAUGUGCAAAGGCGAAAUUGUGACGAAUUGCUUCAAAAAUCGGUACACAUUGCAAGCGAGCACAUUUCAAAUGGCUGUGUUGCUACAAUUCAACGAACAAACUAGUUUGACGGUUCAACAACUUGGUGAAAAUACCGGAAUCGCUCAAGAAAAUUUGCUUCAGGUGUUGCAAAUUCUUUUGAAGGCAAAAUUGCUGACAUGCUCAGACGAAGAAAGCAGCUUGACUGGAGCAUCAGUCAUCGAAUUGUUCUUGGCAUACAAAAACAAAAAAUACCGCAUCAACAUAAACAUCCCGCUGAAAACCGAACUGAAAAUUGAACAGGAAGCGACGCAUAAGCACAUUGAAGAAGAUCGAAAACUACUGAUACAGGCGGCUAUCGUGCGUAUUAUGAAAAUGCGUAAGAUUCUCAAUCAUCAGAAUUUGGUCGGCGAGGUACUCACACAACUGUCGACACGUUUCAAGCCCAAGGUUCCCGUCAUCAAGAAAUGCAUCGAUAUUCUCAUCGAAAAGGAAUACUUGGAGCGAAAGGAGGGUCAAAAAGACACUUACAGCUAUCUGGCAUGAUUUCACUCAAACUUUCAUCUACGCGUUUCAAUCGGAUUGUAUUUUUUAAUCUGAUAAUAGUUUAAAUUUUUUUCAUACAAACAAAACAAAAGAAGAAAAAAAACCACAACCAACUACAAACAAGUAAAAAAAAAAGUUUCCAAUUUUCGACGUUUAAGAAUCAUGCUGCUUUUUCCAUUCGCGUCUAAGAAACAUAAGCGAAAUUUAAAAUCCAGAAUUAACUUGUCGCCUUGCCGUUUUUCAAUUCAUACCGCUCACCGAUAGAUCGACCAAAUCGAAGACUAGUCUGCUGGAGCCAACUAACUCUAUCGAUUCCAUACACCGCAACAAAUAGUUUUCCGUUUAUUUUAUCUUUACAAAUCCAUUCUCUCUCUUUUUUGUUUUCACAUAUAUUUUUUUUUUCUUUUCGCUAUUUGCUAUUUGAAAUCACUUUAAACGCUAAAAGAACAUUAUUUUCCAUCGCCGUUUGUUGUUUGUUAUAUUUUUUCACUUAUAAUUUCUUUCCAUUUACAGCAAUGAUGAAACAUCAAAAACAUUUUUAGUUGACAUUUUGCAAAUAGAAAAAGAUCAAUGUUAAAGAAGCAGUAAAAAAAAAAUGAAAAUAAAUUUAAAUACAUUA
Sitodiplosis mosellana (orange wheat blossom midge) is the source of this 3608-nucleotide messenger RNA. RefSeq names its product cullin-1-like. The record is from RefSeq and is a predicted model, not a curated record. Gene Ontology annotation, cellular component: SCF ubiquitin ligase complex. The coding region runs from base 698 to 2989 and encodes 763 amino acids. Lineage: Eukaryota; Metazoa; Arthropoda; Insecta; Diptera; Cecidomyiidae. Gene Ontology annotation, molecular function: ubiquitin protein ligase binding. Gene Ontology annotation, biological process: SCF-dependent proteasomal ubiquitin-dependent protein catabolic process; protein ubiquitination. The transcript is spliced from 11 exons.